Gorilla gorilla gorilla (western lowland gorilla) is the source of this 7981-nucleotide messenger RNA. RefSeq names its product disco interacting protein 2 homolog C (gene DIP2C). The record is from RefSeq and is a predicted model, not a curated record. The transcript has 39 exons. The coding region runs from base 251 to 5119 and encodes 1622 amino acids. NCBI's taxonomy places the organism in Eukaryota, Metazoa, Chordata, Mammalia, Primates, Hominidae.
CCUGCGGGGAGGGGCCGAGCGCGCGCGGGGCGGGCCGGGGCCCGUGGGGCGCGGGGGCGCGCGAGGCGGCCGUGGCGGGGCCGCGCUGAGGAGGCGCCGAGGGGAGGGAGGUCCCUGCGCGCCCGCCGCCCGCCUCCCGCGCCCGCGCCGCCGCCUCCUCCUCGGUGCGGUUCCGCCGGGCGCGAGGAGCCGCCGAGACCUCCGCCUGCGAACAAAGAGGAGGCCGUGCGGGGCGCGGCGCCCGCGGAGCAUGGCGGACCGCAGCCUGGAGGGCAUGGCGCUGCCCCUGGAGGUGCGGGCGCGCCUGGCCGAGCUGGAGCUGGAGCUGUCGGAAGGUGACAUCACACAAAAAGGAUAUGAAAAGAAGAGGUCAAAGUUAAUUGGAGCCUACCUUCCGCAGCCUCCGACAGCGAAUGGAGCUGCGGUGGUUCGGUGUAGACUGCAGCACAGUGAAGGAGCGCCGAGGAGAACAUUCCGCUCUGCCCACAUCGGGGUGUGCGACGUCCGAGAAGCCGCGGCUCGGGAGCGGGUGGCCAGCACCGCAGGGAACCGGCCUCUGUUUUACUUUCGUUUCGGGGUGGACCAAGCUUUGCCGCAAGAACGCCGGGCUCCUGUCACUCCUUCUUCCGCCUCUCGCUACCACCGCCGACGGUCUUCAGGGUCACGAGAUGAGCGCUAUCGGUCAGACGUCCACACGGAAGCUGUCCAGGCGGCUCUGGCCAAACACAAAGAGCGGAAGAUGGCAGUGCCUAUGCCUUCCAAACGCAGGUCCCUGGUCGUGCAGACCUCGAUGGACGCCUACACCCCUCCAGAUACCUCUUCUGGCUCAGAAGACGAAGGCUCAGUGCAGGGGGACUCCCAGGGCACCCCCACCUCCAGCCAGGGCAGCAUCAACAUGGAGCACUGGAUCAGCCAGGCCAUCCACGGCUCCACCACGUCCACCACCUCCUCGUCCUCUACGCAGAGCGGGGGCAGCGGGGCUGCCCACAGGCUGGCGGACGUCAUGGCCCAGACCCACAUAGAAAAUCAUUCUGCACCUCCUGACGUAACCACGUACACCUCAGAGCACUCGAUACAGGUGGAGAGACCGCAGGGUUCCACGGGGUCCCGGACAGCGCCCAAGUACGGCAACGCCGAGCUCAUGGAGACCGGGGAUGGAGUACCAGUAAGUAGCCGGGUGUCAGCAAAAAUCCAGCAGCUUGUCAAUACCCUCAAACGACCGAAACGACCACCUUUACGAGAAUUCUUUGUCGAUGACUUUGAAGAAUUAUUAGAAGUUCAACAACCGGAUCCGAACCAACCAAAGCCGGAGGGGGCCCAGAUGCUGGCCAUGCGCGGAGAGCAGCUGGGCGUGGUCACGAACUGGCCGCCGUCGCUGGAGGCCGCACUGCAGAGGUGGGGCACCAUCUCGCCCAAGGCGCCCUGCCUGACCACCAUGGACACCAACGGGAAGCCCCUCUACAUCCUCACUUACGGCAAGCUGUGGACGAGAAGUAUGAAGGUCGCUUACAGCAUUCUACACAAAUUAGGCACAAAGCAGGAACCCAUGGUCCGGCCUGGAGAUAGGGUGGCACUGGUGUUCCCCAACAAUGAUCCGGCUGCCUUCAUGGCGGCUUUCUACGGCUGCCUGCUGGCCGAGGUGGUCCCCGUGCCUAUCGAGGUGCCGCUCACGAGGAAGGACGCAGGGAGCCAGCAGAUAGGUUUCUUGCUUGGAAGCUGCGGAGUUACUGUAGCCUUGACUAGUGAUGCCUGCCAUAAAGGACUUCCAAAAAGCCCAACGGGAGAGAUCCCACAGUUUAAAGGUUGGCCAAAGCUGCUGUGGUUUGUCACAGAGUCUAAACAUCUCUCCAAACCGCCCCGAGACUGGUUCCCACACAUUAAAGAUGCCAAUAACGACACUGCAUAUAUUGAGUACAAGACGUGUAAGGAUGGCAGUGUGCUGGGUGUGACGGUGACGAGGACUGCGCUGCUGACACACUGCCAGGCCCUGACGCAGGCGUGCGGCUACACGGAAGCUGAAACCAUUGUGAAUGUGCUGGAUUUCAAGAAGGACGUCGGGCUCUGGCAUGGCAUCCUGACAAGCGUCAUGAACAUGAUGCAUGUGAUCAGCAUCCCGUACUCGCUGAUGAAGGUGAACCCUCUCUCCUGGAUCCAGAAGGUCUGCCAGUACAAAGCAAAAGUGGCGUGUGUGAAAUCGAGGGAUAUGCAUUGGGCAUUAGUAGCACACAGAGAUCAGAGAGACAUCAACCUCUCCUCUCUGCGAAUGCUGAUAGUGGCGGACGGCGCGAACCCCUGGUCUAUUUCUUCUUGCGAUGCAUUUCUCAAUGUCUUCCAAAGUAAAGGCCUUCGACAGGAGGUCAUCUGUCCUUGUGCCAGCUCACCAGAGGCCCUCACUGUGGCCAUCCGGAGGCCCACGGAUGACAGUAACCAGCCCCCGGGCCGGGGUGUCCUCUCCAUGCAUGGACUGACCUACGGGGUCAUUCGUGUGGACUCGGAAGAGAAGCUGUCCGUGCUCACCGUGCAGGAUGUCGGCCUCGUGAUGCCUGGAGCCAUCAUGUGUUCAGUGAAGCCAGAUGGGGUUCCUCAGCUGUGCAGAACGGAUGAGAUCGGGGAGCUGUGUGUGUGUGCAGUUGCGACGGGCACGUCCUACUAUGGCCUCUCCGGCAUGACCAAGAACACCUUUGAGGUGUUUCCCAUGACAAGCUCCGGGGCUCCGAUCAGUGAAUACCCAUUCAUAAGGACAGGCCUGCUGGGGUUCGUGGGUCCCGGAGGCCUCGUCUUUGUGGUGGGCAAGAUGGACGGCCUCAUGGUGGUCAGCGGGCGCAGGCACAACGCCGACGACAUCGUGGCCACCGCGCUGGCCGUAGAACCCAUGAAAUUUGUCUACCGGGGAAGGAUAGCCGUGUUCUCGGUGACCGUGCUGCACGACGAGAGGAUCGUGAUCGUGGCUGAGCAGAGGCCUGACUCCACGGAAGAGGACAGUUUCCAGUGGAUGAGCCGUGUGCUGCAGGCGAUUGACAGUAUACAUCAAGUUGGAGUUUAUUGCCUGGCCUUGGUGCCAGCAAACACCCUCCCCAAAACCCCGCUUGGUGGGAUCCAUUUAUCAGAAACAAAACAGCUUUUUCUGGAGGGCUCUCUGCACCCCUGCAAUGUCCUAAUGUGCCCCCACACCUGCGUCACAAACUUGCCUAAGCCUCGACAGAAGCAGCCAGAAAUCGGCCCUGCCUCUGUGAUGGUGGGGAACCUGGUCUCUGGGAAGAGAAUCGCCCAGGCCAGCGGCAGAGACCUGGGUCAGAUCGAAGAUAACGACCAGGCGCGGAAGUUCCUGUUCCUCUCGGAGGUCUUGCAGUGGAGAGCACAGACCACCCCGGACCACGUCCUCUACACGCUGCUCAACUGUCGGGGUGCGAUCGCGAACUCGCUGACCUGCGUGCAGCUGCACAAGAGAGCUGAGAAGAUCGCCGUGAUGCUGAUGGAGAGAGGCCACCUUCAGGACGGCGACCACGUGGCCUUGGUCUACCCCCCAGGAAUAGACCUGAUAGCAGCGUUUUAUGGUUGCCUGUACGCAGGCUGUGUGCCAAUAACCGUCCGUCCCCCGCACCCACAGAACAUCGCGACGACGUUGCCUACUGUCAAGAUGAUUGUGGAGGUGAGUCGCUCUGCCUGUCUGAUGACGACACAGCUGAUCUGUAAGUUGCUGCGGUCCAGGGAGGCGGCGGCGGCUGUGGACGUCAGGACGUGGCCCCUCAUCCUGGACACAGAUGAUUUGCCAAAGAAGCGGCCUGCCCAGAUCUGCAAACCUUGCAACCCAGACACCCUUGCAUAUCUUGACUUCAGCGUGUCCACAACUGGGAUGCUAGCUGGCGUAAAGAUGUCUCACGCAGCCACCAGUGCCUUCUGCCGUUCCAUUAAGCUGCAGUGUGAACUUUACCCCUCUAGAGAAGUGGCCAUCUGCCUGGACCCUUACUGUGGACUGGGAUUUGUCCUCUGGUGCCUCUGCAGUGUGUAUUCUGGGCACCAGUCCAUCCUGAUCCCGCCCUCUGAGCUGGAAACCAACCCCGCCUUGUGGCUUCUUGCCGUGAGUCAGUACAAAGUCCGAGACACGUUUUGCUCCUACUCCGUGAUGGAGCUGUGCACCAAGGGGCUGGGCUCGCAAACAGAGUCCCUCAAGGCGCGAGGGCUGGACUUGUCCCGAGUGAGGACCUGCGUGGUUGUGGCAGAAGAGCGGCCUCGGAUCGCACUCACGCAGUCGUUCUCAAAGCUGUUUAAGGACCUGGGCCUUCACCCGCGGGCCGUCAGCACCUCGUUCGGUUGCAGGGUGAACCUGGCGAUUUGCUUGCAGCCUCACAGGCUGUGGACCCUGGCCGAGCAGGGAACCUCAGGACCUGACCCAACCACUGUCUACGUGGACAUGAGAGCCCUGAGACAUGACAGAGUCCGCUUGGUGGAAAGAGGAUCCCCUCAUAGCCUGCCCCUGAUGGAAUCGGGAAAGAUACUUCCAGGGGUUCGGAUUAUAAUUGCCAACCCAGAAACAAAAGGACCGCUGGGGGACUCACACCUUGGAGAGAUUUGGGUUCACAGUGCCCACAAUGCCAGUGGUUAUUUCACUAUUUACGGAGACGAAUCCCUCCAGUCAGAUCACUUCAACUCAAGACUAAGUUUUGGAGACACCCAGACCAUCUGGGCACGCACAGGCUACUUGGGGUUCCUGCGGAGAACUGAGCUCACAGAUGCAAAUGGAGAGCGCCAUGAUGCCCUCUACGUGGUAGGGGCACUGGACGAAGCCAUGGAGCUGCGGGGCAUGCGGUACCACCCAAUCGACAUUGAGACCUCGGUCAUCAGAGCCCAUAAAAGCGUUACGGAAUGUGCUGUGUUUACCUGGACAAACUUGUUGGUGGUUGUGGUUGAGCUGGAUGGGUCGGAACAAGAAGCCUUGGACCUGGUUCCCUUGGUGACCAACGUGGUCCUGGAGGAGCACUACCUGAUCGUCGGAGUGGUGGUCGUGGUGGACAUCGGCGUCAUCCCCAUCAACUCCCGCGGGGAGAAGCAGCGCAUGCACCUGCGAGACGGGUUUUUGGCAGACCAGCUAGACCCCAUCUAUGUGGCCUACAACAUGUAGUCUCGUCUCUUGGCUUCCAUGGACUUUUCUAGAGAUGUAGACAUUGUUCUCCGUGUCCACUGAAGCGUGCAGACACAGGGCAACACUCACCAGAAUGCAGCCAUUUGUGGUGAGAGUGGAGGAGGAAGAGGAGGAGGAAGAGGACUUCUCACAGCAGCCACGAUUGGCAUGGGGGUGAAAUGUGAAUUUACCACUGAAUUUCGCUCAGAAGGACUUUGGAUUACUGCCUUCAGUUUGUUGGAAAAGCCCAUUUCAAAAACUUUCUUUUCUUUUCUUUCUUUUUUAAUUAUUGGAUAAUAAGUGCUUUCUUCGUAAAUGUGGUAUUUUGUUAAGCCGAAAUAGCAAUUAAAAAAAUAUCCUGCCCUCCAGAUGGGUUCUUUUAAACAAUUUAUGUAGUGUGACAAAGAAUUGUUUUCUCUGUUUUAAUGUGUCAUGAAAUCUUAAUGACAUGGAUCUGUUACUAAUUUAAGCCAUUGCUAGAUCUCAUCCUUUUAGGAAAGUUUGAGGUACGAGAAAACCUUCCAAAUAGCACCUUCCAAUUAGAUAAUAGCAGCUUUCUUUGUCAGAAAUGUGCUGAAGAAACAAAGGCUGAUAUAUGGCCUUCGAAGUUAGUAUAGAAUGAGAAGAAAUUAUAAAUAAGGUGUAUUUCGGCAAUUAUCUUGCAAAUAUCUUUGUACUAAACUAAAAAGAUAAAAUAAGUUAACUUCCUCAAUAUGUAAUUAUGUACAAAACGUUUAAUUUAUUUUGAUCUCUUUAGAACUAUAAAAGAGAAAAACAUUCAAGAAUAUUAAAGUCUUGUAAUGUUUGCUAAUAUAAAAAAGUGUUGUAUUAUCUUGCGUGGAUAGUAUCACAACAAAUAUAUAUAUAUGAAAUAUAAAUUCACUAAUGAACAAAGGAGAUUUUAAAGUUUAAGAUGCAGAACUUGUCACUUGCAUGGUGUGCCCCCCGUACUCACAUACACUCUGCUGUUGCCAGCAGUCACAGACCGCAGGAGCCCUGUCUAAAAGUUUCUUCUAGAACCAGAGACCAGCAAGUGAAAUUAUUGCCAUCUCAAGGAUGGCGAAAGAAUUCAAAGCUCAAUGUGCACUAUUUUUUUCUUUGCUGUGGGACAACAGUGAAUGUGUUUAUGCCAGCGUGUGCUGAUGAUACUGAGGGGCUUUAGGUUGGCAAAUAGCACUGUUUUCUUAGCUGCAAGAAUUCAUUGCACAAUGUUUUUCAUCAUUUUUGUUAAUGUCAUCUUUUUUUGGUCCUUGCUACGAAAAGGAAUGCGAUUCUGUGGUCAUUUGCACUGGGUUGCAUUGAUUCCCCCUCUGAUGGCCAAUGUGGAGUGGACAAAGUGUCCGGAACUCACAUCGGUGAUCGUCCCCUCGUCUCAAGACCCAGCCCGCUCUGUGUGAGCCUCUGGGGCUCCCUUGCUCAGUGAGCACAGUUCCCCGGGGGUUCAUGCCAGAGCUCCGGCUGAAGCAAGAAGUCCUCCAGCUGCGUCGUUUGCCGCCUGUGGACGAGUGCGCCCCAGUUUCUGCCCUGGCAGCUCCUGGCCACACCUUCUCAGAGCUCACCUGUGCACUUCUAAAUUGAAUUGGCCCACGGUGUCCAACCAAGAAGGAGCAUCUGCACUCCGAGAAAGAUGUGUUGUAUAACUGCCGCAGUGUGACCCUGCAGUGGCUCUCGGUGCUAGAUAUGCAUGACUAAGAUUGAUGCUGGGCAAAAUUUACAUGAUCUUUCAUUAUGUUGUGGGCAGCGUCUUUGUCUGCCUUUGCUGUAUGCAGUCAGCAGUAAGCCUUUUGCUAAAAGAGUUUUGUUUGACUUCUGAGAUCCAAGGCUGAUUGUUGUUAUAAAAAAAAAAAAAAAAGUGGCACAUUUAAAAAAAUUUGUCUGCAUAUGUGGUGCAUCCUUCCAUCUCCACAAACCAUUUGAUUCUUGAAAUAUUGUUUGACCUCAUUGCUGUGUGUGAAUAUUUCUCCACAUGCUUCAGAUACACAUUCCUAGUCUCUGCUUCCUAAGGGGGGAACCACCACACAUCGGGGGGAAAAAAAGACAUUUUCCUACACCCACCCACCUUGUUGAAAGGGAAGUAGGUUUGUGGCUUCAGGCCAGACACUGACUAUGAAACAUUAGCUGCAGUGUGCAGGACAGCUUUGAGGUCCAGCUGAAGUCAGGAAGCAAAACAAAUGUAGAUGUCACUUCAAACAUAAUUUCAACUGUCACCAGAUCAACUCUACGUUCAAGGAGUGUGGACGCUGCAGUGCAGUUGUGAGGGCAGUUAGCAGCAGCCUCUUCUGCAUCCUGUCAACUCUGAUUAGUUAGAGUUUAGGCUCAAAAGAGUUGGUGGACUGAGAUCGAAAUUUGGUUGUGCAAGAAAAAGGAAAGGAGACAGUACCACCAGUUUCAGCAAUAAAGAAGGGUCAUUCUGUAUUCGAAAUUGUACUGUAGAUAAAUCAUUCAUGAGAAUGUAAAAAAUGUUUGUCUUGUGACCUUGUGCUUUUGAAGUCAGACAAAACCGUGUAAUCAACUUGCACAAAAAGAGGGUACACAGUGAACAUAUAAACACAGACCUAAUCAAACAGGAGCAGAUUCCUCAUGGUGCUUGUUUAUUAUAUAUAUUUAAUCCUGCUUGACACUUUACCCAAGGGAGAUGGUCCCUUUUAUCAGUUGAAUGUUAGCAGCGUUAUUUCAGAGUGUGGUGACUGGUUAGAGAAAUUCAUGUACUCAACCAGCCACAGUUUCAAACAAAAUUUUUAUGUGCAAAGGACAGCAACCUUCUUGUAUGUUAAACCACCAGUACGCUUUGUACAUCUGUGAUAACGCCUGUUUUAUAUUCAAAUGAACAAAUAAAAGCUUUUAUUUUUGUUGCUCUGAAAA